CGCCCUGGCCGCCAGGGGGCUCGCGGACGCAGGUGAUCUCAGAGUGGCGUUGGGUGCCCUGCGCCGCGCACGUCGGGAGGCAGGUGCGGCGUCCGAGCCUUUUCCAAGCGUUUUUGUAUGAACUGGAGGCGUAAUAGUAACGGGAAAUAAUGACGUUACGAUUGGACGAAUGAGAUUGGAGAUUUUAUGAGCUUUGGUGGAAGAGGGAGAUGUUGUGAGGCAAUAUGUGGUCGUAUAGUCAAAUGCUUUUAAGUAAAUCAUUCGCGAAGUUUGUAAAUUUUACGCAUAGACAUGAUAUGUAACACCAUCAUAGAAGCUUUCAUUAUUAGUAAUAAUUAUUCAUAUGAACGCUUAUAAACAAACUUAAUGCCUACCCACAUAUUAGAUGUUAAAAAGACUUAAAAAAUGCUGUGUCAUUUUCGAUUACAGAUGCCACAAGAUGUGAACAAAACUUUUUAAAAGAUAAUGAAAAAUGGGAUCUUAACAAACCGGGCUGUAAAAAAAAAAGAAACAUUAAAAGAUUGUAACAGACAGACUAAGGAGCAGUUCAGUGUUAUAGUGAUGCAGUUAAAAGGGUGAUGUUUAUUAAACCAUGUGCGCGGUUGUCACUCGCGAUGCUGUUUUUCCUCGAAAUAGACAGGCGCACCCAACAGCCUUUGUCAAAACGGUGUCCCCCAGUGGCGUGCCCUUGCUCGUCCGCAGGCCUCAAGCUCCUUCGGCGCCUACUCUAGGAGGAUUCCAGUCCGACCCUGCCUCUCGGCCGCCUCCUCCUCCGGUCCCUAAGAGGAUAGAGGACUCAGGGGCGCGAGCAAGUCAAGGAGGAACUUUCGCAGUGUUGCCUCCGAUCAAGACCUCAGGCCAGAAGUCGAGUGACGGUUUCUCGCUCACCGAACUCGAGGACAUCUCUCUCAAGAACGAGCUGGCGAGGGUGUUGAAAGACGUCUCGGACAAGACGCUGCAGGCUCUCCUGAGGAACCUCCGAUCUCAAGACAGAGACCGCGAUGGCAUCCUCACCACGGACUUCCUCAAGGGCAGCCUCAGGAAGUUCCAGAUCUAUCUCAGCCCCGACGGACAGAAAAACCUGUGCAAGAAAUUCGGCGAGACGGGAGAGCGAAGCGCGGUGGUCCGCUACGAGAACAUGUUCGCCUACAUGACCAAGACGCGACUCGAGGCCAUCAGGGCGCCUCCGCCGAAGCCCCAGCAGGAGCCAAGGAAGUCGGACCAACAGCAGCAGCAGCGACUUGUUAACCUCAGAAACAAAGUCCUUUUCAGCGAUCGGGACGAGGCGAAGCUCAUCAUCGACCUGGAGCGCCAACUCGCGGACAAACAGGUCAACAUGGCUGACCUUAGGCGGACGAUGUAUGACCUGGAUCGCGACCGGAACGACUUCCUCUCCGGGGAACAGGUCAAGACCGCCCUGCAACGCUGCAACGUAGACCUGCCGCCCGACCUGCUGGCGCGCCUCCUGCUGGCCACCGACCGCACCGGCGCCGCCAUGCACAAGAUCGAGGCGCUCAUGAAUUACCUCACCAGGGUCAAGCCCGAGGCGCAUGGCAUCCUGAUCGGCAGCAGGUACGACCCCCCACAAGCAAGGGGGGGGCGGGGGUCGACAUUCCAGAGCCAGUCGUCUCUGCAGCCUUCGUGGGGGGCGCCGACCCAGCCGCUGCAACAGUUGCAGUCGAAGACGGACUACCUACCUGACGAAGGCUUCAUUGAGGGCCAGACUGAAGCUCCGGGAUCGGUCUCUCGCGCCCCUUCCCUGGCCCCCUCCCCGGCGCCCUUCCAGUCUGCUCAUUCUCCUGCCGGCCCGGAGGAGGAGGAGGAGGAGGAGGAGGCGGAGGCCCAGGAGCCCUUCAACAUGCACAAGUGGAGCGAGGACUAUGUGCACCUCGCGCAGGCUGUGUACGGGGCGGACCACGACCAGGCGGGGUACCUGCCGCCGGAGGAGGUCCGCCACGUGGCCUCCACCUACAACCUCGUCUACAACCUCAACAUCUCUGAGGCGUCGUUGACCUCAGCCAUCUCGUCGGCCACUGACCCGAGCUACGGCGAGGUCAACCUUGAGUACUUCGUCGCCAGCCUCCAGGACCUUCAUUUCCACGAGAAGGGAGCGUAUUGAGUACAAACUUCGGAUUGGCUGGCGACCGUUUUGUAAUUAUUUGUUAGGAACAUUUUUUUUUUGUUUUGGUUAUAGACUUUCUUUUUUGUUUAUUUUGUAUAUUAUUGUCGUUUUUUUUCUCGAUCAUUUCGAUUUAUUUGAUCUAUUUUGCGUGUUUUCCUUUAAUUUUCCUAUAUUUGCUUAGUUUAUAUUUCACUCUCCCUUACCACGUUUUCACUUCUCUGCAUCUUCCCUGUUCUUUAUCGUCAUCAUAAGAUAAUCUAGGGAUGAGGAGAACGAGUGAAAAUUGAUAAUCAAAGUUCUAUUUGUCAGUGUAUUUGUCAAUCCGAACUACAGAUAUAACUCUAAAUCUAUCUGAAGUUGAAUGUACCGUGAAGCUUUCUCUUGUUUUUAGAUGUAAUAAGUCAAAUAACGUAUAACUGCUGAUUGUCUAAUUAUCAUCCUACUGCAGGGGUACAACUUAGUCACUCUUGCAGCACCUAGAGCAGUGGUUCUUAAACUAGGGGGCGCGCCUCCCUAAUUGGGCUUCAGUAUUUUCCAAAGGCGGCGCGAGUCCUUGGGGAAAAAAGGCAGUGAUGGCUCUAAUUAUCUUUGUUAUUCUCUUAACGAGCGCAAGGUCACAUAAGGGAAAGUUUGAUUAUAAUGCCACUAAUUCUUACUUAGUAGAAAGACUAACAAAACAUUCUUAUAAUUUUCUUUAAAAAUCUUGGAGGGCAUUUUAUUUACAAAUGCAAUUUCCUAAAGGGAGCGUAGUGGUUAAAAGGUCAAGAACCAAUGACCUAGAGUGAGUGAGGGUUCGAGUCCUGCUCAAGGGAGAAUAGCGAUGCAGGAAAUUUUAUUUUUUUAAUUGCUUACAUAUUAAAGAGUUAAAUGGACAUGCUCGGACGGAAAUGUUCGAAAGAGUGUAUAGUAUCAUUGUUUUUGAAGUAAAGGGUAAAGUCAUUGUUUAUCUGUUUAUCUUCUCUAUUCUCUUACCCCCACCCCCUCUCUUUCUCUAUUUCUCUAUUUCUCUCUUUCUCUCUUUCGCGCUUUCGCAGCUAUAUGCCUAUGAUAAAUUGAGACUUUGCUCAGUCACGAGAGUUAUAGAGAAAAAAAACGGGAUUGUUGACACCACCAUCAGCAAAUAAAAUUGUCACAAACAUUGCA
Molecule: messenger RNA, 3265 nt
Organism: Penaeus chinensis
Lineage: Eukaryota; Metazoa; Arthropoda; Malacostraca; Decapoda; Penaeidae
Exons: 10
Coding region: 593-2119 (508 amino acids)
Molecular function (GO): calcium ion binding
Source: RefSeq, a predicted model, not a curated record